Messenger RNA from Umbelopsis ramanniana AG, 534 nucleotides. RefSeq lists its product as uncharacterized. The coding region runs from base 1 to 534 and encodes 177 amino acids. NCBI's taxonomy places the organism in Eukaryota, Fungi, Mucoromycota, Umbelopsidomycetes, Umbelopsidales, Umbelopsidaceae. The record is from RefSeq and is a predicted model, not a curated record. The transcript has a single exon.
AUGCGCUCAGCCAUCCCCAUUCUGUUUUGCUGCUUGUAUGCACUAAGCGCGGUUGACGCUACUCCCUUCUCAGAGAGAGGAAAUGCUGAAAUUCAGCAAGGUAGUGCCAAGGUUGUCGAACCUCAGAACUUUUGGUCGGAUGACAAGAGUGAUGACGAUGACAAGGAUGACAAGGAUGACCAUCAUGAUAAAGACAGCGCCGAUAAGUGUGCUUCCCGUUCGGUUUCCGUCUUGCUUGGAACCAGCACUUUUUCCAUUCCCUGCUUGGGAGCCGGCUCUAUCGUUGAUAUUAAUGGCCUUCUUGCAGCUGCCUUCCCUUCGCUUGUUCCCUCCCCUAUGCCUUCUUCUGCUGCUCCCAGCUCUGUUGCUUCCAGCUCUGUUGCCUCCAGCUCUGCUGUUGAUUCUUCAUCUGCAAGCUCCGUCACUACCACCACUGACAGCACCACUGACAGCACCACUACCACCACCGAUACCACCACUACUACCACUGCUACUACAACCACCGAUGACAGCAUUAUUCCUCCGGCAUUGUAA